GAAAGGAGAAAAGAAAAAACACAAUCUCUCUCUACCCUCUCUGUGUCUCUUUGUCCGAACUCCAAAGCCGUGGAUCUCUCUUAAUCUCUUAUCGUCUAUCCUCAUUCUCUCUCCUCUCAGUGGUGCUAAAUAACAACAAUAAUCCGCCUUGAGAAAAAGAUAUCGCUACUCUAGAUCCCUUCUUCUCAUCACCUACGGAACAAGGUCUCUUCAUUUUUUUGCUUCUUUGCUUCAUACCGAAGGUCGAGGUUUGGGUUUCGAUGUAUCCAUCUGUCUAUCUUCUUCUUCUUCUUCUCGUUUGAUCUCAUGAUAUCUGACUCAAUAAUUCAGAUCUUUCUUACUUGAAUUCCAUUGUUUUUUAUGUUUAGAAAACUUCAUUUGAUCUUAAUUUUUGGGUUCUGUCUGUAAUUGCGACUGUAUUGUAAUUUUUUUUUCCUUGAUCUGAUUAAAUCUUGAUCAGUUGUUGUUGUUGGUUGUGGUACUAUGUCUUAUCUUUGUUCCGAGGUAGAUGAGAUCGAUCAUUUUGAUCGAUUGCCGGAUUCUUUGUUGUUGAUAGUCUUUAACCAGAUCGGAGAUGUUAAAGCUUUAGGUAGAUGUUGCGUCGUAUCCCGACGUUUUCAUGAACUGGUUCCACAGAUCGAUAACGUUGUCGUCAGAGUUGAUUGUGUAAUAUCAGAUGACGACGCAUCCGCUACCGCUGCUUCUUCCGACAAAACACGUAGUGUUUUUUCUAAUCUUAUUCGUCUUGUCUUUGGUGGAAUCUUUAAGCCGCUUCAAGCCCUAGGUCAAUUUCUUGGACCUAGAAAGUCAGCAUCAUCAUCAUCCUCGUCUACAUCGUCUUCCUCAUCAAUCAGUGGCGGUGUUGGUGGUAAUGGUGGGAAUGGUACUCUAAUCAAUGAUGACGAAGAAAUGGAAUCAGGAGGUGUGACUCAUCAUUCACCUACACAAGUAUUGAAAAACUUCAAUGAGAUCCGCAGGUUGCGGAUCGAGCUUCCUAGUGGAGAAUUAGGAAUUGAUGAUGGUGUUUUACUCAAGUGGAGAGCUGAUUUUGGAUCCACUCUUGAUAAUUGUUUAAUUCUUGGUGCUUCUUCAAUUAUUGACCCACCGAAACCUGCUUCUGCUUUUUCUCUUCUCCAAGAGAAUCUUCUUCACGGUGGUGCUGCAGCUGCAGCUGCUGCUUCUGCUGCUAUUGAAGAUGAUGGGAGUAUUCCUGAAUCUUUUUAUACAAAUGGAGGUUUAAAAUUGAGAGUGGUUUGGACUAUAAGUUCCUUAAUUGCUGCUUCAGCUAGACAUUAUUUGCUUCAGCCCAUAAUUGAUGAUCAUCAAACUCUAGAUAGUCUUAUUUUAACUGAUUCAGAUGGGCAAGGGGUACUAUGUAUGAAUAAGGAGCAGUUGGAGGAACUAAGGGUGAAACCAUUGUCUGCUUCUACCGCAUCAAAAAGGACUCUUGUUCCUGCACUCAAUAUGAGGCUAUGGUAUGCUCCUCAGUUAGAGCUUCCUGAUGGGUCUGUUUUGAAAGGUGCAACCUUAGUUGCCAUUCGUCCUACUGAACAGACAUCUGCCAAGAAAGAGGUAUCCGAUGUUUCUUGGGUUUCAAAUGCAUUUGAGGAGCCAUACGGGACAGCUGCUAAAUUGCUGGUAAGAAGACGAACUUAUUGCCUGGAAAUGAAUUCUUUCUGAGAGCCAUGAAUGCUAAGGUAAAAUAGUUAAGCGCAAUGGUUCAAGGAAAAGGGGGAUUUGGGUAAUUCGACUGGCAGAGAAGAAACGACACUCAUAUGUAACUGGGUAAGUAUGCACUGCUGAGUCUUCCUUCCAUCAAAGGCAGCACUUGUUAACUUCUUUUUCCAUCAAACGGAGCACUUGUUAACUUCUUUACGCAGCCGGAACAGAUGAUGAUCUCCUGUAUAGUUGCCUUUUGUGCUUUAACUGGAAGGUGGAUGCAUCUGCUUUUUGAUUUAGUUUCUUUUCACCGCAGCUUAUUCUUGUAAAGCACACAUCGAGAGCUAAAUUAUAAUGAUGGCAAGAGCUUCAAGUUUGUAGCCGUGCACUUCAAUCAAAUUUCCCUUCUAACAUGUGAAUAUUGUAGGCACAGUUGUAUUUGCUUAUGUGAACAUGCUUUUCUUGUGUUCCACGAGUAGCAUUAUUCUUGCAUUAAAACCUUUCUUUUGUUCUUUUUGUUUUUGCUUUUCUUAAACCUGUCGUCAUUGUAACAAAUAAAUGCUGUUGUAGUUCUGGGUCUCAGAUACUUUCUACUCUACGUUCCUAAAAAUAAAGGCAUUUUGAUACUUGUACCCCUUGUCUAGUGCUGGUUGUUGUUAAUUACACUAUACAAUGUUAUUUCAAUGAAUUUUUUGUAAUUUAACUUC
Molecule: messenger RNA, 2366 nt
Organism: Papaver somniferum (opium poppy)
Lineage: Eukaryota; Viridiplantae; Streptophyta; Magnoliopsida; Ranunculales; Papaveraceae
Product: F-box protein At4g18380-like
Exons: 2
Coding region: 484-1680 (398 amino acids)
Molecular function (GO): protein binding
Source: RefSeq, a predicted model, not a curated record